Molecule: messenger RNA, 4692 nt
Organism: Aspergillus thermomutatus
Lineage: Eukaryota; Fungi; Ascomycota; Eurotiomycetes; Eurotiales; Aspergillaceae
Exons: 2
Coding region: 1-4692 (1563 amino acids)
Biological process (GO): secondary metabolite biosynthetic process; amino acid activation for nonribosomal peptide biosynthetic process
Cellular component (GO): cytoplasm
Molecular function (GO): catalytic activity; phosphopantetheine binding
Source: RefSeq, a predicted model, not a curated record
AUGGAGCCAUCAUAUCAGCCCUCGUCGCGGUUGCUGGAGCUGAUUGCCAGUGUCCUCAGUAUACCAUGCUCGAACCUCGACGCAGCGAGAACGUUCACCGGAAUGGGAGGCAAUUCGCUUCUUGCCAUUCGGUUGUCGGCAGAUUGCCGUCAAGCAGGCAUUGCACUUUCGGUGGAAACAAUCAUGGGCUGUGACAAUAUUGAGCAGCUCAUGGGUCUGGCCGGGCGUGUCGUCGAUCAAUCGGACAGCUGCACCGCCACCACGCCCAUCCAAGCCCACGAUCACAAUAGCAUGCCCGGUAAAAAGACCAUUCCAGGACCCCCCCUGACAGAGAUUCAACUAGCCUUGAUUCAUGGCACGCAGCGCCAUCCCACCCGGAACAUCAUCAGCUAUUUCGAGACCUAUCCGUCGGAGCAGCUUCCCAUCCUACGUCACGCGUGGCAUACAGUCGUGUCCAUGGAGCCUAUCUUCCGCACCAAAUUCGACCUGCGAGAUGGCAGUCAUCUCGUUGAGCAAGCCGAGGCCCCCUUCAUCUGGAAGGAGCAGACAGUGGACUCGUGUGAGGCAUAUGACCGGGCCUUGCGCGAGACUCCCGCCCUCCUCCAGCUGGCGCCGGGACAGGAGUGCGAGUCCAUGUGGGGAAAUCGGUAUGAUGUAGUCACACUGGACCUCAAGGGAGGAUCGGCACCUGCCCAGGGGAGUAUCAGCACCAUUGUCUGGCGGAUCCAUCACGCCCUCAUCGACGGCUACUCAGCCGCGCUUGUGCUGCAAAAGGUCCGGCGAGUGGCCGCCGGUCUGGCUGUUCAACCAAGCCCUUCAUUUACGACGCUGGUGGAAGAGCUCGGCCAACUACAGAGCAGCUCACAGGAGGCGGCUAAGGAGUUCUGGCAACAGCAGUAUGCGCAGUAUGGGUCAGCUGGCGGAGAGCUCCAAGUGCCGCCUCAGCCGAAUUCCAACAAAGAAGAGGGCAUCGAAGCAAUCUCCUUCCAGAUGCCCGGCGAGGUGCCGUCGCAGGCGCAGGCAGCUGGAGUCACCACGGCCACAAUGUGCUAUGCAGCGUGGGCACUGGCGCUGUCCGUCUUCAUUGACUCGGAGACGGUGGUGUUUGGAGCCGUGUUGUCUGGACGCAACCUGCCGCUGGCCAAUGUCGAGACGACCAUCGGGCCUCUCGUCAAUACCCUCCCCAUCCAUGUCCGACUUGACCCGACCCAAACGGUACCACAAAUGCUCCAGCAUGUCUUCCGACAGCUGGUGAAGCUUUGCACGUUUCAGUGGACGUUACCAGAACAUGGAUACGAUCGGAAGUUUGCCUCAGCGCUCAGUAUGCAACUGGAACCGACCAGGAUUGAUGUUGACGCAGCGGGUGUUCAACCUCUGACGCCUCCAUACUCUCGCUCCAAGACCGACUUCCCGCUCAGCAUCUUUAUUGAAACCGAUGGGACAGUUCGUGUGCAAUACGACCGCAGCGCAUUCCCCUCCAGCACGGUUGAGCUCAUCUCCAGUCACUACCAGCGGGCAUUCACUCUGCUGUGCGAUCUCAAUGUCACGGUUCAGCAGUGUCUUGACGAUCUGCUCACUCCCGAGACCCGUCAAACCUUGCUCCGUUUGGGGAAUUGUACGUCCCCUCUGACGUCGUUCACUGGCGUCGAGGAUGAUCUCGUGAGCCUGUUCAUGUGGAACGUAUCAGAGCAUGCAAAUCAACUUGCUCUUCAGCGAGGAAAGCAUAGUAUGACCUACGCAGAGCUCCACGAGGCCUCGAGCAAAGUUGCUCAGCGACUGCUCAAGGAUAUCAAACAAGGGGAUACGGUAUGUCUGCAUGCUGACCAGUCCCUUGAGUGGAUCAUUGGCAUCUACGGUAUUCUCAUUGCUGGGGGGGUAUACUGUCCGCUUCACGCCAAUCUGCCCCAAGACCUCCGCAAUCAGUAUGCGGCCACCGCAGGGGCAACACUCUUCCUCGUCCCUCGGCAGCAUCAGAUGCACCUCAAACCAACUGAGUGUACUUCGGCGGUCUCGGUCGAGGAAUGUAUGGACGGUCCAAGGCAGGACGGUCCGGCAAUAUCGCCAUUAUCCACCCGCCAACCCAACCCAGAGGCCAACGCAUAUAUUUGCUUCACCUCUGGAUCGACCGGAAAGCCAAAAGGAGUGAUGUGUACACACGCCGGACUGGUUGCGUUUCAGCGGGACCGGACCGUGCGCCUGAUGGCCCGUCCAGGGUGGAAGGUAGCCCAAACCAUGUCCCCCGCGUUCGACGGGAGUAUCCAUGAGAUCUUCUCGGCGCUCAGUUAUGGGGCAACACUAGUGCUCCCACACUCAGCAGACCCGUUCUCCCAUCUGGCCAACGUGGAUUCGUGCAUUCUGACUCCAUCAGUGGCGAAUGUUCUUGACCCAGCUCGCUUUCCGACCCUGCAGACGGUCUAUCUGGUUGGGGAGCCCGUACCCCAGGCCGUCAACGACCGAUGGGCACAGCAAAAAGGUCUGUACAACAUGUACGGCCCUACGGAAGGGACUGGUGGCGCGACUAUCAAGAGGCUAUUGCCGAAACACCCAGUGACCAUCGGUCGCCCUAACCCGUCCACUCGGAUCUACAUUCUGAACCAGAGACAGACUCUUUUGCCGCCUGGAAUCACUGGAGAGAUAUGGCUCGCUGGUGUGCAGGUUGCCCGGGGGUAUAUUGGUUUGCCCGAACAAACGGCCGAUCGAUUUAGACCGGAUCCCAUCUGUCCAGACAGGGGCGAGAUGAUGUAUCGGACCGGCGACUAUGGAUACUGGGAUGUCCGAACUGGCGAGAUCGUGUGCCUAGGGCGCAAGGACCGCCAGAUCAAGCUUCGAGGCUUCCGACUGGAUCUCAAUGACCUCGAAAUUCGCAUGCUAAAGCUGCAUUCAUCCACCACAGCGGUGGCCAUCGCUCCAAACUGGGAGGGGAAUUACCUCGUGGCCAUGGUCACGCCAGCCUCUGUUGAUACCGGCAUGCUGGAGACACUGGCCCGGCUGAGACUUCCUCCCCACGGGCUGCCCCGAUAUAUCAUCGCUACCGACGAGUUCCCCAUGACUUCCGCCGGCAAGCUCGACUACCAGUCAGUUGCCAAAGCUCUUCCCAUGGCCACACCGCAGCCAACAGCGCAGCAGUCAGAUAGCCCGCUCCUGUCAACAACGGAGAAGCGCGUUGCACGGUUGUGGCGAGCCGUUCUAGGGCUGGAUCCAGGCAAAGCAAUAACCCGCUCAUCAAACUUUUUCGAUCUGGGCGGCCAUUCAGUGCAGCAGCUCCAUCUGGCCUCGCGCCUGACAGAGGAGUUUCAGAUGCGCAUCCCGUUCAAGGUAGUCGUGGAGUGCCCGACGGUCCAGGAGAUGGCCGAGCAGAUCGAUAGGCUGCUCGCGCUCAACGCCCCGUCGUCUCUCAAGGAGACAUUCAAUCGCCCGGCGAGCCGAGUGGAUGAGCACCAGCUGGCUCCCAUCGAGCUGGAAUGGUGGCACAAGUACCAACUGGGCGAGGAAGGCACUUCGGCCUUCAACGUCUGCUUUGCCGCACGGUUUGAUCCUGCUCGCGUGGACCGUCAUCGGCUCACCGCCGCGUGGAACACCGUCCUCGGCCGCCACACGCUUCUGCGGUCUCGAUACGUCUCAGAUCGCAGGGCUGGAGUGCGCCGCCGAUUGGCUAGUAGCCCGCCGCAAGUGCAUAGGGUUAGCCACAUGGAUCUGUGGAAGGAGGUCAAUCGGCCGUUCCUCCUGGCGCAGAAUGAUCCCAUCCGGGUGCUCAUCGCACGCGACGUGCUCCUGGUCGUGAUUAGCCACAUCGUCUGCGAUCUCACCACGCUUGAGCUCCUCCAGGCUGAGGUUGCGGGAGUAUAUCGGGGUGAUUCGUCGCCACGCAGCAGUCCCCGCGCAAACUACAUGCAUGUCAUGGCGCACAACUCCAUCUGCGCCAGCUGCGAUCUCGACUUCUGGUCGGAAUACAUGGCCGGAGUACCGGAUCCCGCGCGAGACUCCUUCGCUGUAGGCUCGGAGCGCACCAGCUACCGAGGCACAUCCACCGUCUUCCCCAUCCAGUCGCUGCUGGCGAGUCAGAUGCUCCGCGUCGCCCACGAGCAUCGACUCAGUCUCCAUCAGCUCGCCCUGGCUGCCGUGGCGCUGACCAUGCAGGCUGGCGAGCCCAAUACCCCAAUCGACCUCCUCCUCGGCGGCCCACAUCUCAAUCGCAAGACGCCAGAGGCGCAGGAGACCGUCGGACUCUUCCUCGAACCUCUCCCCAUCCGGGUCCGUGAGCCGGUGCCCUCCCCGGUGAAGACGGGACAGUUCUUACAGGCGGUGCGGGACUCUAGCCAGCGCGCGCUCGGUCACGCAGUGCCCUGGAACCAGUUACUCUGCCGUCUGAGCGCGGCGCAGGAUUACCCCAACCAUCCCCUGUUCGAUACCAUGGUUACGUUCCACGAUAAUCGAAAGAAGGAUCCCUUUCCGCUGCCUGGGUUCGACCCCAUCGGGAUCUGGGCUGAAGGAGCAAAGUUCAAGCUGCUGUUUGAGUUCUGCAUGGAGUCGGAUCAGGACCUGACGGUGCGGAUUGAGCAUGAUCGGGAUUGCUAUCCGGAUGUAGUGGUCAAUAGAAUCGUUGGUGUUUUGUUGCAUGGCCUGCAGUUACUUGGGGAGGAAACAUCGUAUCCAGCACUGCGAGCACAGCUGGCAGCCCGGGUUGAAGUGUGA